Messenger RNA from Drosophila erecta, 5555 nucleotides. Its product is annotated as protein boule. The record is from RefSeq and is a predicted model, not a curated record. Gene Ontology annotation, molecular function: RNA binding; protein binding. The coding region runs from base 811 to 1380 and encodes 189 amino acids. The transcript has 9 exons. Lineage: Eukaryota; Metazoa; Arthropoda; Insecta; Diptera; Drosophilidae.
CAAAUCGGGAAACUAUAUUCGUUCGACGCUGAGUCGUUGUUCUACCGUCGUUGAGAUUGCAACACUUCUCGAUUUCGGGCUUUCGGUAUUACAUAUACAAAAUAACAGAAAUUCGCCGUCGCCGCCGCUCUUCGCUUAAUUUCGGCCAAAAUACACAAUUCUCGCGUCGCACGUAAAUAGCCCAGCUGAAAAAACGAAAGCAUCAAAUCAUCGAAAAGUGAUAAAAAGCUAAUUAUGCAAAAAUAAUUGUUGAAAUUCAUAAGGCGCAAACGUUUCGCAACAAAAUAGGUGCUAAUUUAUAUCUUAAAAGAUCCAAUUGUUAAGUUUGAACAACGGCUAAACGCAAAUGCAAUCCAGCCAAUAAGUGAAUCCAAAGUCAAAAACGAAAAAAAUCACAUCGAGCGGAAAGUUUUAAACUUGAUUUUUUUCGGCUGCUUGCAAACGAGGCAAGGGAAACAAAAAAAAGAGUUAUCAAGAAUCAGCAAGAAGCGCACAUCCAACUGUAUACAUGCGUGCUACAAGAAAAUCAGUGAAAGCCAUCUCAAUAGUCCCAGCCGCCGCAUAAUAAUCGCCAUCCGAUCCGAUCCGAUCCGAUCCAGAUCUCCCGAUUCGAUAAUUGAGUUGAUAUAAUCCAAUCUCCGCCGUACCAAAAACGAAACAAAUCGCAAACUCACCGGAGCCGCUCGAUCCCCAGCGAACGGCAGCGACAAUAAGUUUUUUGGCCAGCGCGCACCUCCAAUCUCCAGCAACAGCCUCAAGAUUCUGCCAUUCGGAGCACCCAACUUUCGUCUGGAGACGACACCCGCAGAGAUGCACAAGAUCGCAGCAGCGCCGCCUCCAUCGGCCACGCCCGGCGGAGGACUGGAUACGCCCCUGGCGGCGCCCAAAUAUGGCACAUUAAUACCCAAUCGCAUCUUUGUGGGCGGCAUCAGCGGCGAUACCACCGAGGCCGAUCUGACCCGCGUCUUCAGCGCCUACGGCACGGUAAAGAGCACCAAGAUCAUCGUGGAUCGGGCUGGAGUGAGCAAGGGCUAUGGAUUCGUCACCUUCGAGACGGAGCAGGAGGCGCAAAGACUGCAGGCGGAUGGUGAAUGCGUGGUACUACGUGAUCGCAAACUGAACAUUGCACCGGCCAUCAAAAAGCAGCCCAAUCCUCUGCAGUCAAUUGUGGCCACAAAUGGAGCCGUCUACUAUACCACCACGCCGCCGGCACCGAUCAGCAAUAUACCCAUGGAUCAGUUCGCAGCCGCUGUAUAUCCGCCAGCCGCUGGAGUGCCAGCCAUCUACCCACCUUCAGCCAUGCAAUAUCAGCCAUUCUAUCAGUACUACAGUGUGCCAAUGAAUGUACCCACCAUUUGGCCUCAGAAUUACCAAGGUUAAAUCCAAAAAAGAAAAACAUAAACUAAACAAAUUUUCGUAGUCGCCAAUUUUUCGUUGAGAGCUGCCCUGAAUAAUAAAAUCAUACCAACAACUAAACUGCAACAACUACAACUGCAACGACAACAACAACAAACAACAACCAUCUGCGACAACAACAACUACAACUACAACAACAAUACCACGCUAUAUGCUAUAUAUGCCCCUCAACUCUGAUCGAACUGCAGCAGCAGCCGCACUCUUAGCUUAUAAUUUUUAGUUGAUUACGAUUAUUUUAAUAUGCCUAUGGUUUAAUUUAAUUUAUGCUAAGUUUGGAGCUUUAGUUUUGGCCACACACACACACAAAAAUAUGUAUGUACAUGUAAUGUAAAUUAGUUGAAUGCCAUAGCGAGGGAAAAACUAAAUUUAUAUUAUUUAAUCUUCGAUUUCUUUUGAUUGGACAACAAUUUUUUUUUCGGUUUUGCUUGCUGUAUAUAGCAGAGAAUGAAUGUAAAUAGUAGUAGUUGGCACAAUCACUUUGCUUAUACAAGUAUAUAACAAAUACCGAUAUAAAUCAUAUAAAUCCCUAGGUACAGAUAUAUGUAUGAAGUUUUUGCCAAAAAAAAACAUUUUUUUCGAUUAUUUUGUAGGAAUUUAUCCAUGUUAACUUUGAGGAUGCUACAGCUACAGCAGCAAAAGUGAUGCUACUACUACUACUACUACCAAAACAACAACAACAACAAACAUGCAACAAAGAGCCACAGCAACAAAAGUAAACUACAAAGCAUAAAUAGAAUUUAUAUAAACUCAGACACAGAAAUACACGCACCACAGCUGCAAUUUCGGAAAUGUUUAGUCAAAGGAAAUCGUAUAUUGAAGGUAGAAGCGCUCUGGAAGGACACUCACCCACACAAGCACACACACCCACACACAUACACGCAUACAUAUGUAGAGCGCAGGGAAACCAUUGCAAAAUGCUGUAAAGUAAGCUGCUUAUGUUAUUAGGGAUGUGGCGAGUGAAGGAGUGUGAGUGAGUGUAAUGAGUGAUGGGGGAUAAAAUUUUUGGUAGACGAAACAUUUAUGAUGUGCAAUUAGCGGUGGAGCGCAGGGGAGGGGAAGCGGGUAAAGGGGCUAUAACCAUAGGGACGUCGACAUAACUGCAGUGUGUGUGUGUGUGUAUGUGUGUGUGUGGAAAGUCAACAAGUGAAAGACAGAAAAAUAUAUGUGGAGGCAAGAGAGGAGAACUUAAAACCAUAUUUAAGCUAUGCUAUAUAGGAAACAUCAUGCUAAACAUACAGAACUGGAUUAUACAGAUGCAGCAGAUGUGGAAAGCACUCACUCAAGCCAACAAACACCCAUACAUACGCACACACACUCACACACGCGCGCGUGCAGGACGAACACACUUAUAAAUAUACUAUAUAGGGAAUAAACAAGUAAAAUUGCAUAACACACACAUACUAUAUAUGGUAGCUAAGAAAGCGGGGCAGCGAUCGAAGAUUAAAGACAUAAUAUUAUGCAUAAAUUAAUUUAUAUACAUAUAUACAAUACAUAUAAAGCGUAAAGUAACUGUAACUCGUAACUGUAACUGUAACUGUCCCACACAGACACAUACAGCAAUACAAAGCAAAAAGAUGAAUAAGCAAAGGAGACGACAAAGUCAAGCAGCAAAGCAAGCACACACUAAAACACUUACACACACACACACACGCACACAAACACACGCACACAAACACACGCAGACGCACACACGCACGAGUCCUGAGCGGAAAGUCAAGGAUAACUUAUGAAAAUUAUGAAGUUCCCUUAACUUUCCGAUCAGAAUUCGUUUAAAAGGUAAAGAAAACCUAACUUGUAAGCCAAGCAAAAGAAAACUGAACGAAAUUUUAGUCUACAAGAAAAUACUAAUGGAGGAAAAGUAAAAAUCAUGAAAUCUAGCCACAUAAGCCAAGCAAAAAGUGAACUAAAUACAAAAAAAAAACAAAAACAAAACACUACAAUAAAGAUAUUCAAAAUAUGCUAGCUAAAAAGGCGAAAAACAUACACACACAACUCCCGACUAUUAUAAACGGGAGGCAUAUAUUAGAGAGACUAUUAAAGGAAAGCUAAACUCAAAGCUCUAGCGAAAAGAAAAUAGAUACAAAAAAACUCAAGCAAUACAUAGACACUCAUAGGUGUGUGUUACACAAGAAUAUAGUUAAAUAUAUACGAAAAGCAAGCAAACGUAAAAUAAAAUAAUAAUUUAAUAAAACUAAUGUACAAGCAAAAAUCAAGCAAAACAAGCUCUGCGAAAAUGUUGAUUUAUAAUUUCUGUUUUUUCUACACUCACUUAAGAUUCUGUUGUAUCUAUUGUUAUGAUGAUGGCAUCAAAACUAAUCAAAAACACGAACGAGAAAAGCGCGAUGUGUUAACCAAAAUUAUUUAAAGUAAUGCGAACGCGAUGGCCAAAACAUUUGCGGGGGCAGCCGGCGAUCUGCGAGCGAAUUCCAUUCAAAAUUGGUGCAUAAUUUGGCUGAAAUAUGAAAAUUCGAGAUAAAUAUUUACAUAUACGUAUAUGCCUUAUUGAACGAAACUAAAUUAUUUGCCCACUUAAUACUGUUAUCGUAUUGUAAUAAACCAACCCAGAGGUUUCAAAAAUACCUGCUAAAACAGAUGUCGCCGAGGUCGCCCACAUUCACAUCCCAAAAAGAAAACAACCAAAAAAUAAAAUUGGUCGAGACUCGCUGCCGCCGCAAAUGGAUUUCGCUGCGAAGUUGUUGACAAAUUUUUACUAAAUUGUUAAAUAGUUAAAUACAAAACAUUUUUAAAUCGAAUUGUAACAAUAAUUAGACAUGAAAAAAUUACUCUUUGUUGAAACGAAGCAACACAAAAUGUAAUGUAAUGAAAUGGAAAGCAAUAAUUCACUUAGGCAUGCUCUAGUUAAAAACUAAAACUGAAAUCAAGUCGAAGAAGCAACAUAGAAACCACCAACCAACCAAGAGUACUUACAUGUAUGUCAGUCAAUAGGGAUUUUAUUUAGUUCGAAGGCCCGGAUUAUCCAGUUGAAUACAAAUUGCUGGGUGGAAUGUGAGUGACAAGGCCUAAUUUCGAAAUGAGUUCUUCAUUCAUUCAUUCACUCUUUUCAACCAGCCAUCGCCAUCCCAGCAAUUUAAUCUUCCGCAGACUAAUCGCAAACAGAACAGAUCAUAACUAAUAAAUCCAAGGCAUAACUUAAGUAUAUACGUGAUAUUUUGAAAGCGAAAAUUCAUAAAUAAAUUGUUUAGGUUUAAAACAAUAUUAAAUAUAUUAUACAGAUAUAUACAUAUAUACAUUAUAACGAUAAUGCCAAGGCAUAAUUAAAACCAUAACGAUUAAUUAAUUAAAGAACGAAUGAACAUUUUUGCUGACAAACAAAAAAAACAAACAAAGGAAAACCAAAAGAAAAACAAACAAAAGCAAAUGCAAAUGCAACUGAGAGGAGUAAGAUGUUUGUAAACUCAAUUUAUUGUACGACUUGAAUGAAGGAGAGCGAAAAGAAGUUCUUAAGUUUUUACUGAACAGCAGCAAAGAGCAGAGAGCAGAUUGUCCCAUCGUAAAAAUCUAUUUAGUUUAUAUAUAGUGAAUAUUUAUAUUAUAUAUACAUAUAUUAAAUGAACAAAUGGCAAGUAACAAACAACCAACAAAAAUGAAAUAGCAAUUAGACGAACGUAAAAGGAAAGUGAAAAGUUAUAUAUAUACAAUACAUAUAUAUCAUAGCGCAAAGAAUAAUAUAUAUAUAUAUACAUAUAUAUAUAUAUUUUAAUGAAGGAACAUCAACUGAUUAAGUGCAGCUCAACUAAGAGCACAACAUGUUUUUAGACUAAGUACCUACCUACCUAAAUGAAUUCAGCAAUUGCAUAAUAUACAAGAGAGGCGAGAACGCUGAAAAUGCGCCAGGCCCAGAGAAGGGACAUAAGAUUCUACUUCUACGGCGUCCAAUUUGUAUAAUUAUAUAUACGUGCAUAUAUUACGAGGAUAAUGCCCCAUGAUCAUCACAACACAACAACAAAUUUAAACAAAAACGAAGCAUAUUUAACCACAUACAACAACCACACCCACACACACACACUAUACUACCUAUAUAAAUAUAGAAAUGAGAAAGAGGAAAAGAACGCAUAAAUAGCAAUAACAAUAAAGCAACAGCUACUUAAUAAUUUUAGCAAAAUGCAAAAAAAAAUGAA